AUGUCAUCAUAUCUGCCAGACCUGGAUCCACACACGGAAGAAUCACUGCUCAACCCACUGCCUUUUGCCGUCAAUCGUGUCAACUGUCCGAAGAAUAUCCUUGAGAAUGCUGACGUGCUUGAUGUUGUCGUAUUGAGAUCGACAAAUGUUCAUGGCGGCAACUCAAGCUUUUACGGGUUAUUCUUCAUUGCGGCUGAACAGGCGAAAGAGAAAUCUGCCUUGGAGAUCGUUGAGAAUACGGAGACAGUGUUGCAUGCGUUGCAUCUGGACGAUUGUGCAGAUGCAUAUGUGGCGCUGGCUGAGCAUGCUGAUAGAAAUGCAAUCAGUGGGCAGUGCUACAACAUCUCAGCAGGAAAUUGUGAAACCCUGAACGAAUUUUUGAAAGGGGCUGUUGGAGGAAUAUGA
Molecule: messenger RNA, 405 nt
Organism: Cadophora gregata
Lineage: Eukaryota; Fungi; Ascomycota; Leotiomycetes; Helotiales; Ploettnerulaceae
Exons: 1
Coding region: 1-405 (134 amino acids)
Source: RefSeq, a predicted model, not a curated record